This is a messenger RNA of Onychostruthus taczanowskii (white-rumped snowfinch), 7629 nucleotides long. It is a transcript of the gene PLXDC2, whose product is annotated as plexin domain containing 2. The record is from RefSeq and is a predicted model, not a curated record. The transcript has 14 exons. Lineage: Eukaryota; Metazoa; Chordata; Aves; Passeriformes; Passeridae. Bases 458 to 2047 code for a protein of 529 amino acids.
GUUGGUAGCGGUACACCGAGGAGAGGCUUCGUCCCUCAGGCAUCCUGUCUCACCCUGCGGGGGAAGGGAGCUGGGUGGGGGCAAGCCAGGAAGGGAGGAUCUCAGUGGCUCUCCUAAAAUCUAUCAGCAGGCUGCUAGGAGGGAAGAGUUUGGCACUUCGCAGCGAGGCUGGGCUUGUUUUCCCUAGCGGUGAUGCCGCUGGACUGAGAGCGGCGCGGCCGCGCGAGUUAGGGGGACGGAGCCCCCCCCCAGCUCCUUCCAGCGCCCCCAGACCCGGUGCAGCGCCUUCAGCCCCGGCGGCUCGUCCGUGCCGCCCCACUGUAUGAGCGCUGCUCCGAGGACAGGGCGGCUCGGCGCCUGCUAGGGCUGCUCUCCGCCGCCCCCCGGACUUCCCCACCACCGACGAGGAGCGGCGCGCACCCCGCACCCGGAGAGUUGUCUCGGCAGGCUCCGUGCUAUGGCGAGGCUGCGGAGAAGCAAACUAGCCGCCGGAUUUCUAUUACUUUUCCAGUGCCUGAGCGAGCGCUGCCAGCUCGCCGGCGGAGAGACGCCGAGGCAGAGCCGCGGUGUGUUUUAUGAAGUUGUUCAGAGCUUCCCUCGAGUGGAGGAAAAUGUGGAGGUGGAUUCAUUUGUAAGCAGCCACAGGUGGAGAAGGCACUCAGAGUCCCUCAAAUCAGUGGACACCAACAGAGCCAGCAUGGGGCAGGAUUCCUUGGAGCCAGGGGGUUUCACUGACCUGCUGCUUGAAGAGGGACAUGACAACACUACACAGAUUGAGGAGGAUACAGAUCAUAAUUAUUAUACAUCAAGGACGUAUGGCCCCUAUGAUUCUACCAGCCGGGAUUUGUGGGUCAAUAUAGACCAAAUGGAGAAGGACAAAGUAAAGAUUCACGGGAUCCUUUCCAAUACCCAUCGUCAAGCAGCAAGAGUGAACCUGUCCUUUGAUUUUCCAUUUUACGGACAUUUUCUACGUGAAAUUACUGUGGCAACUGGGGGUUUCAUAUAUACUGGAGAAGUUGUGCAUCGAAUGCUAACAGCUACUCAAUAUAUUGCACCCUUAAUGGCAAAUUUUGACCCCAGUGUGUCAAGAAAUUCAACAGUCAGAUACUUUGAUAAUGGCACAGCACUAGUUGUCCAGUGGGACCAUGUACAUCUGCAGGAUAAUUACAACCUGGGGAGUUUCACUUUUCAGGCCACCCUUCUCAAUGAUGGUCGUAUCAUUUUCGGCUACAAAGAAAUUCCUGUCGCUGUGACACAGAUAAGUUCAACCAACCACCCAGUGAAAGUGGGACUUUCAGAUGCAUUUGUGGUUGUGCACAGGAUCCAGCAAAUUCCCAAUGUCCGCAGAAGAACAAUUUAUGAGUACCACAGGGUGGAGCUACAGAUGUCAAAGAUUACCAAUCUCUCAGCUGUUGAAAUGAUACCACUUCCAACUUGUCUCCAAUUUACCAGCUGUGGUCCCUGUGUCACUGCCCAGAUUGGUUUCAACUGCAGCUGGUGCAGUAAACUCCAAAGAUGCUCCAGUGGAUUUGAUCGUCACCGGCAAGAUUGGGUAGACAGUGGCUGCCCUGAAGAGUCAAAGGAUAAGAUUUGUGAGAAGACUAUAGACACAACAGAAACACCUCUGUACUCCACCACCACCCUUCUGCCAACCACCACAAGGUUCAGAGUUUUAACAACCACCAGAGGAUCCACCACUUCCCACCUUCCAACCAGCCUGCCCACAGAAGAUGACACCAAGAUAGCACUGCACCUAAAAGACAAUGGAGCUUCAACAGAUGACAGUGCGGCGGAGAAGAAAGGUGGAACGCUUCAUGCCGGGUUAAUUGUCGGCAUCCUGGUCCUGGUCCUCGUUGUGGCUGCAGCCAUCCUCGUGACUGUCUACAUGUAUCAUCAUCCAACGUCAGCAGCGAGUCUCUUCUUUAUAGAGAGACGUCCAAGCAGAUGGCCAGCAAUGAAAUUCAGAAGAGGAUCUGGACAUCCUGCCUAUGCUGAGGUGGAACCAGUGGGAGAAAAAGAAGGGUUCAUCGUAUCAGAGCAGUGCUAAAAUUUCUGGGACAGAACACCAGUACUGGCCUACAGGUGUAAGACAUUUAUUUUGCCUCUCUUUAAAGAAAAGGAGCCCUAAGCUGCUGUAGCCUGAUAGAAAGAAGAUUCUGGAUAAACUUUGUCCAAGAAGAAAAACAAUCUAAGAUACCAGAUUACUACUGCACAGUAGUUUUUGUUAGUGGACUGAGACACAAUGGUUCAUGCAGAACACUUGUCAGUGGACACCUACAGUAUCAGAACCAUGGCACAAGUGCCAUGAUAUUUGCUUUAGGUGUGGGGAUGCACAGUAAUCAGAAAUAUAAUAAAGCUUUGGUGCGCAAGGGUGCUGCCCUUUGGUUCAAGUCUUCUCUGUUAUCUCAAAGACUGAGGAAAAAAUCUGUACCAUUUCAGUGCAAAGGGCAUUGAUCACAGUGUGAUUGAGAAAAGCAUCUUAAGACAGGUAAAGAAACAGAAAAGGAAUUUUCCAACAUUUACAUAAGCAGAUGUGAAAUACACUUUUCAAUUCUAAAUCAACCUGCCAACCUGAGUGAUUCACAAUGUAAAUGCUUUCCAGGAAUAAUACAAUGUUUCUUGUACAUUGCUGAUUACUAGGCUGCUAAACAACAGAUUGGUAAGAACUGAAGACAACAGAGAAUUUUCAUUAUGGUGGAAUUAUUUCAUGGGAGUUCACAUGACGUUUGGUUGAUUUUCAAUUUCAAUGUUCACUAAAAAAUGAAUGAUCAGGUUUGUAUUAAGGUGUAUUUUUCAUUUCUCAGCAGUAGGUUGAAGUAAAGCAACAGAUCCUUUUAGCUGCCAGAGAGCUUAUGGACCAUUUCUUAGGCAAUGGGGUGAGAAAAAUAAGAUUUAAAAUAAAUGGGUUUCUACUCUUUGCCAUUUCAUUGUGAGUCCUUACUGAGAAGCACCAUAGACUUCAAUGCAUCCCUUCCAGAGAUUCAGAUACAAGUGUUAUUGAACCCUGCUGAUUCAUACAGUGGUUUUGUUUAAUGCACAUAGUAGUUGCAUAAAUAUAUAUAUAAAUAUAUUUUUUUUUAUAGCUAACACAAGGCGGGUUCUUGUGACUGUUAAGACUGCAUUUUUGUCAUCCAGACAAAGGAAAUGAAUUGCAUUACUGCAUAUUUCCACUGAGUUGUAAAAUAAUCCUUAAUAUUAGAAUAUUUUUAUGUUGUGUAGGGAAGGUGGUUCAUGUAGUUGCAGUCCAUAAACUUUCUGCCUAUUGGAACCAUUCUUUCUGUAAAAUUGACACUUUCCCUCCCUGCACAGGGAAAGACAACACUAUAAAUUCACACCAUCAAAAACAGUUACUCCUUUCAGGGAAGGGGUUUAUAUACAUGGAGACCCAGAGCUUCCCUGAGGAGUGGAAACCUAAAUGCUUUGAUGAUCUGGGCCUGAGGUAUUGAAAUGUAAAAUUCAGGUACUGCAUGUACGUUUCAUAGCAGUCAUUUACUAUCAAUUUUUUUACAUACUGUGCAAGGCACUUGAAUGAUUUUUAAGUGAGGUAUAAAACAUUUGUGGUUUUGGAUUUUGAGCAGUUUAAAAAAGUUGUAGAUACCACCUUAAUAGUACAGUUACUUACAUUUCUUGAUGCUUGUAUGGCCUAAAUUUGAUUACUUAACGCUGUUAAAAAAAAAAAAAGCAAACAUUAUUUUUGUUAUUUUGCUCAGUAAAUACUACAAUACUGUAUUUUCUGUAUUCUUUUGUUUUGGGUAACACAUUUUUGUUUUCAUCUGGUUUGAAUCAUCUAGCAUGAGAUUGAAAUUGUUCAAAAACUAACUGAUAUUAAUCUGAAGGUACUAACAAACACAUUGUUUUGAAGCCUGGUUAAAAACCUGUGGCGAGUAGUCAUUUCCAUUUGUGUGGGUCUGCUGAACCCUUUUUCUAAUAGGCUGGGUUUAAAUUGCAGGCUUUUAAUUCUGAUAGCAAUAACCAAAUGUAUGCACAUAUAUAUGGUGACACAUUUUUAUUAAAUAAAAAGGUAUCAGUGCACAUCAUGUAGGAACGUAUUUGGUGUGCAAUAAUUAUCAUCAGUUUUUCUGGGAAUCUUGGAAGUCCUCAGCUGGGGUUCAUUACAAAAAAAAGCAAUUGCAGAGCUUCUGGAAUCCUGUUUGAAAUAAUUUUUAUUUCAGAGAACAUCAUUGCAAAUUAUCCUAAGAAUUUGCAAAAAUCUACAUAGUACUGCAAUAAGUUCAAAGGAUAUUUCAUAUAAGUAAAGAAGAUUUAUAUUAUUGUGGGUUUACAGGUCUGCUCUUCAUCUGAUUCAUUCCUAUUUUUACCCAGGUAUGUAAUGUAUGUCAUGCAAUGUAGCUGACAGAGUAUUUGUGAUAUGAGUAGACAAAUAUGUCAGCAAUUUUAAAAUCUGAUGUUUUGGUUACUUUUGGUUUAAGGCCCCUUCAUAGCUGAAGGAUGUUUGUUAGUAUUUGCAGACUAACUUACAUGUUAUACUACUUCAUAAAAUAAUAGAAAUAUUUUUUUUCAUUUUUGUCCUCAUCAUGUACUUAGGUGGGAGAUUUCACUGGUCUGCAGGGAGCAUCAUAAAAUACUCCUUCAGGCUUUUGCCACGAUGUUAUAUGCUGUGGAUUAUAACAUGAGGAGUUGCUGGGUUUAUUUAAUAAGAUUGAUAGGCAUAUGCUUAUGUCUGAUAAGAACUGCUAUCUGAACAGAGAACCUCCUGCAUACUAGUGGAUGUAUAGUAUCUCAUUGGUGUCUGCUUUGAUAUAUUCUGUGGUAUGUUCUAUUUAUCCCAGUAGGCAAAAGUUAAUUAAGGAAUCUGUUGCUGUUUUGUAAUUCCAUCUGGUUUUCUAAUUUUUUAAUAAUUAAAAUUGCCACAUUAAAAAUUAUACAAACAUUAAUCUAGAGGUCUGAUAAAAUAUUGAGAUUAACUGAGAAUCCUAUUCUUAUAUUUUUAUAAAGCAGGAGGUUUAAUUGACCCAGCCCAAAAAAAUGUCAUACAGCCCUCUCCCAGAAAUCCAGCUGAAAUGUUUUUCAACAAUUCAUAAAUUUUCAUCUAAGUGUCUGAAACAGUGGUUUCACUAGCAUUCCCAGUGGUCCUUCAUUUGAAUCUUACUCAGAAAAAAUGCUUGUUUACAGAGUCAUUUAUCCCAACAGUUAUUUUAACUCUUAAACUUCCCUAUUGAAUUUAUUUAUCUAAUACUAUUUGUUUCAAGAUCUGUCACAUUUUUCCUUAUUAUUUUCCAUUUUAGUGUCAACUGUUCCAUAAUGCCUAACUCUCAGUGCUCUGCUUCAGCUCAUCCUCCUCCACAGAGAUAAAGAAAAAUUUGAAUUCUAAGGACUCAAGGCACAUUACUAAGUAGCUUUCAAAUCUUAUUAAGAUGAAACAUUAAAUCAGAUGUACAUGUAUAUGUGCAUGUGUGUGUGAUUUAUAUAUAUAUAUAUAUAGACAUAGAUAAAGAUAUAGAUCACCACACACAGAAAUUAUUGAAAAAAAAGACCCUACAAUUUCCGAAGUUGUAUUCAUAUAUUAAGAAAUUGUGGAACAGCUGAAGUGGAAUUGUAAUUUCAUUCACAUGUGCAUACUUAUAAUGAUGUGAUUAUUUAAUUGUUCUCUAUGGUUCUCAGUACAUCCCAUAAUGUAUUGGAAUAAGAGAACUCAGAUUUUUCACAAGAAACCUCUAUGCCAUAUUUUUCUCCUCUUUGCUCAAAUUUUUGUUGCAUACCAUCCAAAGCCUUUUCAGAAGACCUUUUUUUCAUGGACUUUUCUUCUGUACCCAUCACAUUGAGGGAUGUAUACCCUGAUUUAUUUCUGCUCUGAGCAUUCCCAUGAAGGGAGUCAAUUUUCCAGAGAACACCAUAUGAAAGAGUUCUUCUUUUCUUAUAAUUGCCCUUCUCAUUCUCUACAGCUUCUGCUGCAAAUGAUAUAGAUAUCUUGUAAGUAACAACCUACUUCAAUGCACAUUAUUAUUUAGCUUCAGAUCAAGCUCAUUUUACAACUAAUGUGUGUGCUGGAAUUCUGGGAGAAAAGAUAAUACAUCACUGUAUUCUGAGAAACUGUGGAAACCAAAUUAAAUUUGCACAAGCUGAACAGAAUAUUUAGCUUUGCAAAAUUCACCGUAUUUCUUGUUCAACAGAGUUCAAACUGUAAGAAAACUCGCUGCCUGAGUACCUGAGACAGCUGAGUAGUCAUGCCAUUAGUUUGCCAUUCAAAUGUGAAAGCAAUGGAAAAGGAAGGGGUGAGCUGGUUUGCCAGUGAGCAUGGAAGAGAUAUUCUUUUCUGUAAAGUGAAAAGAGUUCCAAUGAAAAAAAGAGAAUAUUUCUAUAUUCUAUUAGAGAACCUCUUGGAUAAGCAAAAGAAACUCUAAAUUGUAACACACAUCAUUUCAUUUGUAUAGGAUAUCUAAACAAGGUUUUGCAAGCAGUUGUCAGGAGCUGGCAGAUUUUCACAAAGUAGGUGGGUGACUAGAGCAUUCAGAGUAGCCCAUGUUGGAUCAUGGUCCAGUUCACAGAUCAUGAAAGGGAAUUUUUACCUUGAGUGCAUACUGUGGAGAAAGCAAUGGCUGUGUUAUGAGUUUCUGAUGCUAAGCAAUGAAGCUUUGUAUAAAGACAACAUUUGACAUUCACAUAGAAGACAUCUCAGCUGCACACAGCCCACAGGAUUAGCCAUGAGGAACAGAACUGGAAUAGAUCACAAAUUUGGCUCAAAUCAACAGUUUUGAUCUCGGGGAAUUUAUUACCUCCAGUGAAGAGAAAGACCAGCAGCAAGCACUGCUGUUCACAGGAAGACCAAUGGAAUCCUUACGCAUGUGCCUCUGCCUUCUUGCAGAGAACUGCUUGAAGCCUAAAAAGCCCCAGAAAUAAAUGCUACUGACCAACAGGGUAACCUUAACCCUAAUGCUCAUGUUUUAGACAGAGAUUUCAAGAACUGAUACCUGAUACUAAUUUCCUUAUGGAUGUAAUAAUACAUUGGGUUUGAGUCUUGGUUUUUUUGGAGUAGGAGAAGGAGAAGGGAAAAAUGCAGAACAGAAGGAAUUUCAGUAUUCCCAGAUGCUCCAAAGGUACAGCGAGAAACCUUAUUUACAGUCUUGAGAGCAUUGUUACUGUGAGCCAGUGGCACUGAGUGGAAACACAUGAGGUCUUCCUUCAUGCCAGCUCUAUAAUUUUAAACUAAAAAAAGUCAUCAGAACCACUGGCUUCUGUCUAAAUCAUGAGUCUAUAUUUCAUCUCAUGGAUGGUUUAUGUCACUCCUUAGGGAAAAAAGGCUUGAGUCACAGACAGGAUUUUGAGGUGGAACAGUGUGCCAGUAGUGUUUUAUCAGAAGCCAAAUAUGACAAAGCAGGAUGUAGCUUGUGUAGAACUGAGAGAAACAAAUCAAUUUAAUUUUAUCAGAGCAGCCAGUAUCGCUACGGCUGAAGCACGGAUAAAAAAUUCAAGUCUGUGAGCUGAUUGGACUUGAUUGAAACAAUAUCAUAAGUCUAAAGCUGUCCUUUAACUAUCAGUUUAUGGUCAAAUCUUUAGUGAUUUUCUUGACUUUUUAAUUUUUUAUGGGGAAGAAAACACUUGAGCAUGCCAAGUAGAAUAAAGUAUCUUUCUGACAGGAACAGAGUCUCAUCCUGAUGCAAUUCUUUCCCA